Molecule: messenger RNA, 465 nt
Organism: Pyricularia grisea
Lineage: Eukaryota; Fungi; Ascomycota; Sordariomycetes; Magnaporthales; Pyriculariaceae
Exons: 2
Coding region: 1-465 (154 amino acids)
Source: RefSeq, a predicted model, not a curated record
AUGCAGGUGGCCCUCCACCGGACUUCUUACUCGCAGGAGGGUCGUAUAAAGGCCGGGAGGGAGAGGCCCAACUACUUCAACCCACCUAACGCAGAGCUGCAAGGCGAAAUUUGGAAUGAGCCACCUUGCUUUUAUCACCGCGCCCAGUUGCUCAUAUCCCAAGGCCGAGCGGAAGCGGCCACGGAUCUAUUUGCAGAGGUGCUGCAAGUUUCCCGGACCAUGAGCAACAAGAACACUCAUAAAACCCCGUCAACCGUGGCACGGAAUGUGGCCAAUAGUAGCAGGAAUGAGGGAAGCGGCGAACUUGAAGUUGCGACAGAAAUCACCACUGAGUUACAGCACCAAGGCCUUGAAGACGAGACCGAGAAUGCGACACCAAAGGUGGUAGAAGGUGUCACCAAGCAUAACACGAGCACUCCUGACUCCUCAACAAGUAGCGGUCAGGAUGUUGCCAGUACUAAUUAA